AUGUCCUUCUCAGAAAUUCUACAAUUUCUCCACCCUUCAACACCUAACCACAUAUUAUCCACAGCCUUACAACUUUUGUUAGAACUAGAAGAAAAUUAUUUUAAAAAUUUAUCCAACAACGAAAUUUUUUUAUUUUUCCAAAAAAUUGCUCAAUUCUUCUCCCCUUCCCCAACAAUUUCUUCUUCAAAUUUAAUUUUAUUAUUGUCAAUUUUAAUUAAUUUAACGGCUAUUAAAUCCUCUCAAUUUUCCCCUCUUUUAAUUAAUUCUAAACAAAUUAUUUUAAAAUUGUCCAAAUUUUUGGAGGAGGAGGAGGAGGGGGAAUAUUCUACUUUUACUGCACAAUUAUUUGUUAAUAUUUCGAGGCAAUUUCCUCAACAAUUUGUGGAUAAAUUGAAUUGUUAUGAUGAUGAAUUUGGCUCUAAAUUGAUUGGUUUAUUUUUUAAUUUAAUUUUUGGGUAA
Molecule: messenger RNA, 459 nt
Organism: Meloidogyne enterolobii
Lineage: Eukaryota; Metazoa; Nematoda; Chromadorea; Rhabditida; Meloidogynidae
Source: the annotation of a GenBank genome assembly